AAAAAAACCUUCCGGUGAAACAAGGGACAUCCACGUGAUGUAUUAAAGAUGGCGUUUAUUAAGGAGGAGAGUGAAGAAAUUAAAAUUGAAGAGGCUGUCAGAGUGAAACAAGAAGAUACUGGGGAACAAGCAGGUCUGAUUUCACCAAAAGAGGAGGCUCCAGAACUGAAUGGAAUAGAAGAGAAAGAUGAGAAACAUCAUGAUGUCAUAACUGAAGAAAAGUAUUUUAGUCGCUCACAGACUGAAAAGACUUCCUCACAAAAAAGUGGUCAAAUUACAGAAACUAGAAGUCAUUUCAGCUGCCAACAGUGUGGAAAGAGUUUCAGUCAACAUAGAAACCUUGAAGUCCACAUGAGACUUCACACUGGAGAGAAACCUUUCAGCUGCCAACAGUGUGGGAAAAAAUUUACUCAGAAAGGAAGCCUUAAAGUCCACAUGAGAAUUCACACUGGAGAGAGGCCUUAUAUGUGCCAGCAGUGUGGAAAGAGUUUUACACAUAGAGGAACCCGUAAUGCCCACAUGAGAACUCACCCUGGAAAAAACCCUUUCAAUUGCACAGUCUGUGGAAAGAGCUUUUCGCGAAAAGAAAGUCUUAAGACUCACAUGAGAAUUCACACUGGAGAGAGACCGUUCGUAUGUGGUCAGUGUGGAAAGAAUUUCAGAUGUAAAAUAAGCCUUAAUUACCACAUGAGGAUUCACACAAGAGGGAACUCUUUUAAAUGUCAUCAGUGUGGAAUGAAUUUCACGGAUCAGAAUCAACUUAAGAAUCACGUAAUAACUCAUGCCGGAGAGAAGCCUUUCAUGUGCCAUCACUGUGGAAAGACUUGCUCGAACAAAACAAGCCUUGAGGUUCACAUUAGAGUUCACACUGGAGAGAAACCUUUCACCUGCCCUCAGUGUGGGAAGAGUUUCACAGUUAAAGGAAACCUUCAGACUCACAUAAGGGUUCACACUGGAGAAAAGCCUUUCUCGUGUCAUCAUUGUAAAAAGUGUUUCACAUAUAAAAAGGACCUGAAACGACAUAUGCAGACUCAUUCUGGAAAGAAAUUGCAGAGUUCUGAGAGUGACAAGAAGUUAGAAAAACUGAGCAGUUUUAAAAUUCACCUGCACAUUGGCUCUGGAGGAAGGCAAUUUAGUUGCCAUCUGUGUAAUAAGAACUUUCUUUUGCCAUCACACUUAAAGAUACACAUGAAAAGUCAUGUAUAUGCGAGACCCUAUUUUUGUUCUUUGUGUGGGAAGGGUUUUAAAUGGCUCGGCAGUUUGAAAUGGCACCAGAAAAUAUGCAUCUGUGCAAAAUUAAUCUCGAUUGUAUAGAGGCAUUGUUUACACAUUGUUCCACUUAAAUACCUCAGAAUCAGUAUAUUAGAUAAACUUGCAUUUUCCUGUGAAAUGCCACAAUGUGAAAUUAAAAUUGUAAAUAAAAGGACAGACACUUGAAAAUUUGUUGUCCAUUAGAAUUACUCCCUUAGUAGUAGGGGAAUAGAUUAUUAGACUGAAAAGUGACUGCUUUUUUAUAUUAUAAAACACUUUCAGAAUAAUGACAAUGUCCAUAUUUAAGAUAUCUACCUUAUUUUACAAUGCGGAAGUAAGCUACUUUUCUUUGAAUGUGCGAGACUUCCGAUUAAUUGGCCACUAUAGGUAAAUAACUAGAAGAACAAAAAAGUGCUGUAAACAGUAAAACAAUUUGUGCCACAAAUCAGUGUGUCAGUGUGCUUACAUUAUGAUAAUAAUGUAAGAUAAUAAGAAAUACCAUAUAACAAAUACCAAAUACCAGUUUGCAUUAUCAAGAAGCAGAACUGACUGGUUCUGUACAGCUAAAGUAAUUAAGCGAAUGACACAGGAAGCCUUGCACGUUCAAUUUACAAAUGCCUGUGCCCGCUCUUAUAGCCCACUCAUUUUUCUGCAGGCUUUUUACUGCACAAAGUAGACAAAAAUAAUGACUAUUCAGCCUUUUCUUCUCUCCCGGGACAGUCCUCUGCCAUUAUUGAGAGUACCAUGAUGCAUGAUUUGUAUGCCAAAGAUGAACGAAGGUUUGAAACGGCAUGAGGGUGCAGACUGCAUCUUCUACUGGUAGCAUUAUCCUACAUUUGGUUCUCCGAUCUCAAGUCACUCUAGAGGAGCUUCCUUGGGAGAUCCUGAUCAGAGAAUGUCGGCUUUCCCAGGCUGAAAGCAGUGUAUGACAUCCCUGGAAUGCCUCAGAGAUAUGGAAAGCUGGGACUGGUUAUAUGCCAGUGCUGCUGUAAAGACUAAAGAGAAGUCAACUUCGUUUUUAUAUACAGACUCGUCAUCAGCCUGGAUGAGGCCGAUGACUGUAGUGUCAUGACAGAGGGGUCUUUUGCUAUAGGAAGAUGAGAGGGUCAGUAUCACUUACUACUGGAGAAAGCAUAACGGCUAACUUGGAUCACGUGUCUCUUAAUAACCAGUUGCAUUACAGCCUUGAUGUCAUAGAAUAUUAGAGAUGUGCGACACUCAAUCGCCAUUUAUGGAUUCCAUAAGAAUGAAUGGAUAAUGCCGUAAGCUGAAUGCCACCUGUUGCAAAAAGUCAGUGACUUCUCGUAAAAAAGAGCAUUUUUUUUCGUGGUCAACUCAAAAAAUAGUUCAAUCCAACAUGUAAAACAUGUUGAAGAUUAGCAGAUUGAUUGCUGAUUCAUUAAAUGAUGAGCCGUUUUCUCUAAAAAGCUGUUUAUUCAGUGUAGUAAAGCUUCUCCAUUGACAUCCAUAAAAAAAACAGCCUCUGGUCUCCUUUCCCAUGUACUGCCAGACCGAAAGUGUUAGCUUUAGCUGUUACGCUUUUUUGGAUAAUGGAUGCAGGCUUGCCUUCUGGGGCUUUGGUGCAGUCACUCGUGUAGAGCAGGGGUGUAAAAACUCAAUUCCUAAAGGGCUGCAGCCCUUCAGAGUUUAAUUUCAACCCUGCUCCAACACACAAACCAUGUCAUUUUCAAAUAAGCAUGAAAGACUUGAUUAGCUGGAUCAGGUGUGUUUAAUUAGGGUUGGAGCUAAACUGCAGGGCAGUGGCCCACCAGGAAGUGAGUUUGACUCCCCUGGUGUAGAGGGAGAAGAGUAGUGGGGAGAGAACACAACCCAGGGUGGCACCAGUGCUGGCAAUUAAUUUUGCAGAUAAUGCAGCCUGGCAUAUUGUUACUACUCUCAAAACUGUGGCUCCCUCCAUGGACCUUGGAACAUCUUUUCUGAUCAGCAGGUUCAGUGGUGGGCUUUUUUUUUUUGUUUUGUUUUUUUAAACUUAAUGGAAAUAAUCACUAUUUUCAGUUGGUGUGAAUGGCAUCUAAUAAUAUUAGUAGAGGUAGCAGUAUUGUAAAGUUGCUUUAACACAGGGGUGUCAAACUCUGCGGCCCUGCAGAGUUUUGUUCCAACCUUGAUCCAACAAUUAAGCCUGAAGGACUUGAUUAGUUGGAUCAGGUGUGUUUAAUUAGGGUUGCAUCUAAACUCUGCAGGGCUGCGGCCUUCCAGGACCAGAGUUUGACACCCCUGCUUUAACACUUUGCAUUGCAUAAAUGAAAUGGCCAUGAGUAAUUAUUAGCCAUUCAACUUUUGUUUUAAACUGCUGGAAACACUGGUUACAUUUCUUUUAACCAAUUUUGUGAAUAUUUCUCAUUUAGCGUCAUGAAUAUGCAUGCAAAAUUUCAGCACACAGAUGUAUUUUGGAAAGGCUUUGAAAUUAUUUAAAAAUCAAAUAAUAAAAAAACUAUAUUAAAUACAUGAGAAAUUAUGAAAUUUAAGAAUCAAUGUUCACCUGAAAUUGAAAACAUACCUUAUGAAUCAUCCAAGGCAAUAAGUGAAAGAGAUAAUCAGUUAUGGCCACAGGAGUUCAUGUGUAAAUGACAAAAGUAAAUAAAAAGACUUCAGGCAAAUUAAUAAAUUAGAUUAAAUUAUUAAGUGAUAAAGGAUCCAAGUGAAAGUGAACAAUCAGAUUUGGCCCAUAUUAAGCUACACUAUAAACAUACCCCUAUUUUUUUUUUUUUCUUUAGAUCCAAACACAGGCAAAACAGCAGAAACAAGCAAUAGCUUAUGUAAGCAGUGCAUAUGUAAAAUAGCACAAUCAUCAAACAUUAAACAGCGUAUAAAUCAAAACUGCCUCAUGUUACCAAAUAAAUUAUCAACACAGAAAGUAGUAGCUUUAGGAGUAUUGAUGAAAGCAAUUUACUCCAAUAUCAAAUUCGAUCCAGACUUACUCUUUGACAAAAAUGUGAUUAUCUCAGCUUUUUGUUAAAUUAAACUUAUCCACGUUCAAGUGUUGAUUUAUAAAAUGCAUGAAGAUAAAAAUGUUUAUUUGUUCUUUUGAUAUGCUGCAUGUUCAUAUUUUGGGGGCCAUGAAAAUUUUUUGAAAAUUAUCAAAAAUGCCAGCAGUGACUGGUGACUUUUUUUUAAAAAAACAUUGGUGGGGAAAAGGUUAAUUUAACACAGAUAUGUAUUUUCUGGUGCAAUUUUAAACUGCAGAGCCAGUUUAAAUCUCUUUCCACACACAAACACAAAAUAGGGUUUUACAUUUGCAUGACUUUUUCAUUUUAUUAGUGUGACGGCAAAUAAAUCUACUUCUUCCAGAUUAAACGCACAAGUGAUUUUUGAAAUGAUUCCUUUUUUUCUUAUGACACUGAGGAACACUGCAAUUUCUUGCCACAAU
Messenger RNA from Labeo rohita (rohu), 4639 nucleotides. RefSeq names its product oocyte zinc finger protein XlCOF20-like. The record is from RefSeq and is a predicted model, not a curated record. Bases 49 to 1314 code for a protein of 421 amino acids. Gene Ontology annotation, cellular component: nucleus. The transcript has 2 exons. Gene Ontology annotation, molecular function: RNA polymerase II transcription regulatory region sequence-specific DNA binding; DNA-binding transcription factor activity, RNA polymerase II-specific. NCBI's taxonomy places the organism in Eukaryota, Metazoa, Chordata, Actinopteri, Cypriniformes, Cyprinidae. Gene Ontology annotation, biological process: regulation of transcription by RNA polymerase II.